This is a messenger RNA of Cuscuta epithymum, 3819 nucleotides long. The record is from the annotation of a GenBank genome assembly. NCBI's taxonomy places the organism in Eukaryota, Viridiplantae, Streptophyta, Magnoliopsida, Solanales, Convolvulaceae.
CGGGUCUUCCGCCAACGCCUCUGCAGCUAUCACACGAUGAAAUUAUGCUUAGGAGGAGGAACCAGGAAGAGAUCCGAAAUGUCUAUGUAUGCUACAAUCGAAUAAAUUUUUGCAUAUCUCAGAAGGAUAAACACCUCAAGCCUGACCUCGAACGAGCUUAUCUCUCUCUCAUAACUGCCUCAAGAGGAUGCAGUAGUGUGCAACGUCUAGCAGCGGAGCUUAUUCCUAAAUAUGCAUCAUACUGCCCAACUGCUCUUGAAGCUGCUGUCAAAGUUUUAAUUCAUAUGCAUAAUUGGAGUUUGGGAGUAAUCAGCACAGGACAAGAUGCAAAUGGCAUCGCAUUUGACAUAGCCAGAGCCUGCAUUUUUGGCUUAGUUGAUAUCUGUGUAAGUGCUGCUGCAGCAGCACCAACGUCAUCAGUUAUUCAAGGCAUCUCAAUGACAGUGUUUCGUGAUGCCGUGACCUUCUUCAUAUCCUCGUUUGAAGGGAAGAAUAUCUCCCAGAUUGUGGAUAAAGAAAUUCUGAAAAGUGAAGAUGUUUUGGGUUCAGUUUCUCAAUAUGAGCAAAAAGUUUUAGCUUUGGAUGAAUCCUGCUUGCCCAAGUUAUCAAAAUUCCGUGCCCUAAGUCUUCUUAGAAUUAUCUUUACAUGCACUAAGAAUGUAAUUGCAACUUGCUUUGACCUCUUUGACUCCAAGGAUACCCACAAAGAAGGAUAUCACUUUCUAAGGCAGUUAACAGAGAGAAUUGUUCAAGCUCCACCCCACUCAUUGGAUGAUGAAUGUAAUGGAUCAACACUGUCUACAUCUUCCAUGAAAAAAAGCUGUAGUGGCAAAGAUUGCAGUGAUGAUGGUUUUGCAACAGGGAGUAAAACCACCCCAAAGCUCACAAAAGAGGUCUCCAAAAACUGCUUGCUGGGCCUGGUUCUAGACAAUGACCUGUCAUUAAAAAAAUUGAUCAUUUCUAGGUUUAAGAAGUUACACAAGCCGGGAUAUUCUCAGACUGUUUCAUUGAUUGCAUCUAUUCUGGAAGAAGUUUUUGACUCUUUUUUGGAUCAAGUUACGGUAAAGGAGAUUAAGGAAGAAGGGGAGGAUGAUUUGUGUUCAAGAGAGCAUAAUAAUAAGUUUUUGCUUCCUAGAGCAUGCAGUCAAGGGCAUGCUUCUGAGGUUUCCAGAAGUUCAGUAGUUUCUCAAUUAGCAGAUCGCGGUUCGAAUCCGGAUAUUUUAUGCUCAAGGUCCUUGACUGUUGAUUCAAACGAGCAUGGUAAUUUGUUGCAUCACAGGUCAGGGGAAUUGUUUAAUGAACCAGUUUCUUCACCUAUAAUAAGACCAUCACACUCGAGAAGUUUCUCCAUCGAUAGUGGAAACUGUAGUUCUCCAAUAGAGAAAAGUCAUAUCCCCAACAUGGAUCAUCCUCUACCUGCACUGAGAACUUCUUGUGAAGGUGCAGUUUGCGCCACUCCAUCCCCCAAGCAAAAUUUUCCCCUACACCAACCUUCAAUAAAUCAGGUGGCUUGGUACUGUGAUGGUGACCCAGCUUGUUUGGAUAUAUGUCCUGCUUCAAAGCAUCUCUGGGUUGGUUCUUUAGAUCAUACUGUAGCUGAAGGGUUUCUUAGACUUCAGUUUGAAAACAUCGGUCCUUUGGACAAUUUUUCGUACUUCCCCCUAAAAGGGUUUGCCUUGGUAGAGUUUAGGUACAUUCGAGAUGCAGUGAAAGCCAGGGAUGUCAUGCGUAGAGGUUCUCCUUGGGGCACUUCUCUUUGCGUUAAAUUCUUUGAUGCAGGAUUUGGAACUAGGGGCACUAUAAAUGGUGUGGCAAUAGGUUCUAGUUGUCAUGUUUACAUUGGGAAUGUCCAAAACCAAUGGGUAAAGGAUGAAAUAAUCCAUGAAGCAAGGCAAAUGGUUAUCAAGGGCCAUGUUAUGGUUACUGAUCUCUGCAGUGAAGCUGCAUUGCUAAUGGAAUUUGAGACUCCUGAGGAGGCUGCCAUUGUCAUGAAUCAUCUGAGGCAACGCCGUAAUUCUAAGAAUAGCUCUCCGCGGCCCCCAAACGCAGGUCUAGUAAAUGCUACUAUGCAUGUUGAAGGUUCAAGACUGGCUUCCACCUACUCCGCCAAUAAUAUGGUUGUGCAGUCUCAUCAUGCUCAGGCCAUGGUUGAACAACAGACCAAUGCCCACAUGACCAGUCAACCUGGAAUGCAUCAUGUUCUUGUUUCUGCAAAGCCUGAAAAUGGUUUUGCGGAGGAUGCAUCUCCUAGAACAAAGCCAGAACACAGGGCUGUAACAGCAAGUGGACAUCAUGGAUUUCAAUCAAACUGGAGACCUGUUGUGGGUCAAGGUGGAGGAAUUUCUGGUAAUGGUGAUCAAAUGUGGGCACAUGUAAAACCUGAAAGAGAGCUCCACUCUGGACCAACCCAAGGACCUACUAUGGGGCCAUCAAUCUCCAUUCAGGGACCUCCUGUUGCAUCACCACAACCUGUUCAAACGCCUCCAGCUGCACCACUUCAUCGAGUUCCUGUAGGGUCUCCACAUGCACCACCACAUCCACAUCACACACAUCUAGUACUGCCACCACAAUCAAUUCAGCAACCUACUAUUCCACCAUCUCAGCCAGUGCAAUCUGCUUUCUUUCGACCUGGUUACUUCCCGCCAAGUGGUUGGGAUGCACAUGCUUCAAACCAUACCUUUCAUCCAAACCCUUCCCCUUCUAGUAGUAUUCAUCACAAUGCACUUGUACCGCCAUAUCUGUCUGCUUCUGUGACUCCCCUUUCUCAGACACAAGCCAGCUCAGCUCCAACACACAAUCAUAUGGUCUACAUGAACAAUCAGCCUUCUUUGACAUCUUUCCCUGCCCCACAUCCUGAAUUUCGAUAUCCAUUUACUCAUCAACCCGUGUUUCAUCCUGCAUUUCAUUCAUCCCCACCACAUCCAGCGCCACCUACUGCGCCUCCUCCGCCUAAUUCCCCACCACCCCCUCCCCCUCCUCCAUCAUCUGGAUCUUUGAAUUCUGAGAAUUCCACGCAGUGGCAGGGAACCUUGAAUAAAAGUGGGGUUCAUUACUGCAAUGUCUAUGCACAGAGGGUAGAGUCUGUUGUGUGCAACUAUUCAAGUUGUGUUGCUGAACCAACAGAAUGGCCUGCAAAGUUAGAUAUGACAAAACGCACAGAUUUUGAGCAUAUCAAAUCUACAUUUUCUAGUACCCCGCCCAAUAAAAGGGAGAUAUGCUGGUUGCUUCCUGCUUCUCAAGAUGACCAUAAGGGUUUUCAGGAUUUCACAUCAUACUUGAAACAGAGGGAGUGUGCGGGUGUCAUUAAGUUGCCAGCUGUAGGAUCUAUAUGGGCUAGACUUCUUUUUAUCCUUCCGCAGUGUCCAGAGACCUGGUCCAUGCUCUCUCUUGAGCCCAACCCAGUGCCUUGCCUCAUUGGUUUGGUCCUGCCCAAAGAAACUAACUUUGAAUGGGUAUGACAUCCUUUAUUUAUGGAUUAUAAUCAAAAUGGUCUCUGCUUUGCAAGUGGAGCCGGCAGCGCUAUUCGAGGAGAGAGAGGUAAAUACCAUUUUCCAAACAUAUUAGAAAUGACUGACUGACUAAUUCUCUGUUUUUGUAAAUAUCUCCAGUUUCAUUAGGAAAUUGUCUGGAUAUUAAAUCAAAUACUUGUGUCCAAUUGAUGGGUUGUAUUUAGGAUUUCAUUUAUUUAAUCAUGAAGUUUGUCAGACUAGAAACACUUUGAGAGCCAGUUAACCUCUAUUUGCUCUUCUUUUUAUAGAACUGUACUCGAUGAUCAAUGUAAUGAAUGAGCAACAGUUUCGGGGAUUGCCCGAGUAUUUU